AUCCCAAUGAUCGAAGGUAACACAAGACUCAAAUCCACCUGUGCAUACUUAAAGCCCAUAAAACCCAAUAUGCUAGGGUUUCACUAAACUCAUAUUAUAUAUUACCUCAUUUUCCAUUUAAUAUUUUUCCUUUCUCGAGUUAGGGUUUUGCGCCAGGGCGAGAAUCAAAGCCGCCGUCGCCAUGGUGAAGUUUCUAAAGCCCAACAAAGCUGUCAUUGUCCUCCAAGGCCGAUACGCCGGACGCAAAGCUGUGAUCGUAAAAUCCUUCGACGACGGCACACGUGACCGUCCCUAUGGCCACUGUUUGGUCGCGGGGAUAAAAAAGUACCCGAGCAAGGUCAUCCUCAAGGACUCCGCCAAGAAAACCGCCAAGAAAUCGCGCGUCAAGUGCUUCGUCAAGCUCGUGAACUACCAGCACCUGAUGCCCACACGAUACACCCUCGACGUCGACUUGAAAGACACCGUCACCGUCGACGCGCUUCAGACCAAGGACAAGAAAGUAGCCACUUGUAAGACUAUCAAACAAAGGUUGGAAGAGAGGUUCAAAACAGGAAAAAACAGGUGGUUCUUUACCAAGCUUAGGUUUUAAGUCUUCCUUUCCUUUUAACAUUUUCCGUAGAACCUCUUAUAUCAUUUGCACUUCUCUUGGUGCUGUACUUAAAUUCAGCCUUAGAUCGAUACGGAAAAAAAGCUUGAGAAUUCGAGUCCUUCGUUGUUUGGCCAUUUUUGUAUCAUCAUCGAUGCUAUAUUGAGUUGAACUUUGUUGUUUCUGCUGCAUUUGUAUUGUACCUUUAAGAGAAUUACGCUCUUCAAUUCUUCCAUGUUUAA
Messenger RNA from Gossypium arboreum, 828 nucleotides. RefSeq names its product 60S ribosomal protein L27-3-like. The coding region runs from base 182 to 589 and encodes 135 amino acids. Gene Ontology annotation, cellular component: cytosolic large ribosomal subunit; ribosome. Gene Ontology annotation, molecular function: structural constituent of ribosome. The transcript has a single exon. Gene Ontology annotation, biological process: translation. Lineage: Eukaryota; Viridiplantae; Streptophyta; Magnoliopsida; Malvales; Malvaceae. The record is from RefSeq and is a predicted model, not a curated record.